This is a messenger RNA of Anastrepha ludens (Mexican fruit fly), 10620 nucleotides long. RefSeq names its product protein crumbs (gene crb). Gene Ontology annotation, biological process: establishment or maintenance of epithelial cell apical/basal polarity; Notch signaling pathway; heterophilic cell-cell adhesion. NCBI's taxonomy places the organism in Eukaryota, Metazoa, Arthropoda, Insecta, Diptera, Tephritidae. The record is from RefSeq and is a predicted model, not a curated record. Gene Ontology annotation, molecular function: Notch binding; calcium ion binding. The coding region runs from base 1066 to 8007 and encodes 2313 amino acids. The transcript has 16 exons. Gene Ontology annotation, cellular component: plasma membrane; protein-containing complex.
GCAGCACGACAACCUGUAACUUCAGUUACGUUUUCAUUCUCGAACCUGUCGGACGUUGUUGAAGAAGUGCUGGUGCAGUAACGGUUGAGAGAAUUCGCUGCUGUUGACGGCUAUUGUGGCGGUUAGUGCGCGUUCGUGUGUGUGUGUAGUGUGAGACUGGCAUUGUGUAGUAGUAGUGAGUGAUGUUGGUUUUGUGCAAUGGCAGUGAGCAAGCGUACAGUAUGAAAUGGAUGUAUAGUGAUUUGGGCCAGUGCGAAUGAAAUGGCCACAAACGGAAAGGUGUAAAUUUAAUAAAUGAAAAAGCAAAUACUACGAAAAUUUUCAGUAUCUACGAGUAAAGUAAAUGAAUAGUUAGCUAAUUUAUAAAAAGAUAAUUUAAUUGGAAUGUGAGGAAUGUUAUUAAAAGAAUAAUUAGAGAAAAAAAGUAAUUGUUAUUCGGAAAACGAAGAAGAGUGUGUAAAUAUUAAUACACGGAGUAUGUAAUGAACUGCUAGUAAAAAAAAAAAAUUCUCAUAGACGUCCGGCAGUCAUUCAUUUAACGAAUUCGCUGCCACUUUUUGCUGUUGUACGAGGCGAAAUAUGUUUUAAAACCAAGUUAAAAGGCAGCAGCAAUAACAACAAGAGCUUAUUGGAAAACCACUACAAUAAAAACAAACCAGUUUACAGUGCCUUCUCAAUGCAUGAGCUGAUUUAAUUGUACGUACACAAAGUAUGUAAGAGAGUAAAUAUUGAAUUUUCAACUAUUUUGUACGUCGCGCAUAAAUAAUUUUUAUGUGAAUUUAAAUUUAUCACCACUGUGGUAUUUAACAAGUGUUGUUAAAAUUUGUUUGUUACUUCUGGUUUUUGACACAUUCAUUUUUCUUUUAUAAGACUGUUAUUUGUGUGAUGCCUUUGUGCGCUCAUUUGCUCAUUUCAAUCGACGUAUUGGAAAAAAAGUUGAAACAAAAGAAUACAAAAUAAUAUACAGAGGAAUAAAAGCAGCUCAACAAUAUCAACCGCUAUCACCGUAGUUAACGAGAAAUAGUAAAAUUAAAUUUAAAAAAAGGCAACAACAAAGAGUGCAUAAUGCGUUUAAAACGAAAAAUCACAAUCAACGCAAUCGGAAUGCACACUUCAAGCAACAGCAAUAGCAGCAACAACAACAGCAACAGUGCUGCGCCGCUGUUAGGGGCGUCAGCAAUGCCGCUAUCAACUACAACAACAUUGCUUACAAGAAAAAUGCAAACGGAAAGUGUCCAGCAACAAUGUGGAAAAAGUGUUACGCAUCAACGAAGCAGUAGAGCCAGUAGAGCGCAGCAGCAGCGGCAGCAGCAUAUGACUUGUGCAGUGGUAGCAGCUGCAGCGCAAACGCAACUCGCGGCACCCUCCUUCCGCCUCACAGCAUCCUUCACACCGCGUUGCCUGAUGCUGGUACUGCUACUCUGUCUCUCACACGCUUUAGAUUUAAUCCAAACAGUGCACGCCAGCCCAUCUGGUGUUACCAGUACAGAGGCAUAUUUUAAUGGUUCUGCCUACCUGCGAUUGCUCACGCCGAUGCCAAUUUGGGAUCAUUCGGCCAUAAGUUUUCGUUCCUGUCGCGGCGGCGAAAUUUUAGCUCAACAAUAUAAUAAGAACUCAUUCGUCAUCACUGUGCUGAAUGAUUUUCUGCAAGUCUCGUUGGCUGGUCCGGCGGUGAUUGGCCCGAACAACCGAUUGGAUGUGAAGCUUCCAUACCAUUUACUUGAUAAUCAUUGGCACACGUUACAAUUCAAGUACGAGUAUGGCAAUCUUUAUUUGUACAUCGAUCGCACGUCUAUGGUUUUUGCCAAUUCAACUUAUAACAGCCAAUUUCUGACCAAUCAAGAUAUUGGUAAUGAAGCGGCUAUUUUAAUAUUGGGCAACUCAUUCAGCGGCUGCUUACAAGACGGCCCCGGAUUACUGUUCAUCAAUGGCUCUGUGCAAAAUGUCGUUUAUGGGCCGUGCCCGCUAGCAACCGGUCCCUGCGGUGAUCACGAUACACUUGUGGCCGGCCAAGAUAACUAUUGCUCAAAUGAUCCCUGUAUGAGUCAUGGCCAAUGUAUUUCACUAAAUGAUGGUUACGAGUGCCACUGUACCGCCCGUUAUUCGGGUAAGAACUGUCAGAUCGACAGUGGAUCGCCGUGUGCGCGUAAUCCCUGCUCGAAUGGCGGUAACUGCGUAGAGGAUGCACGCGGCGACUAUCAAUGUCAAUGCACACCGAAUUACACUGGUAAAAAUUGUGAAAAGGAAAUCAAUGUGCACCCUGUAUGUCUCACGAAUCCUUGCCUAAACAAUGGUGCUUGCAUUGUAGCGCCUGGUACUUCAAAAAUCGAAUGCGAGUGUGCUAAAGGUUAUAAGGGUGCGCGCUGUGAGACCGAUGUAGACGAUUGCGCUUCACAACCUUGCCUGAAUAACGGCCGUUGUCUGGAUUUAGUGGAUGGCUUCACUUGUGAUUGCCGUGACACUGGUUUCACGGGUCAAAUCUGUCAGACGAACAUCGACGAGUGCGAAGGCAGCCCGUGCAAACAUGGCGGACGCUGUUACGACCGCUAUGGCUGGUUUAUAUGCCAAUGUCCGGAUGGCUGGGCUGGUGAGACCUGUGAGGAUGCAACUAGCUGCAAGACGCAACAGUGUCUCAAUGGUGGCACCUGUGUGAACAAGACUAUCGGCUUCUAUUGUCAAUGUGCGCCAGGCUAUAGCGGUGAGCUCUGUCAGCAAAACCCGCCGUGUCCGCAGUGUCCCAUCGAUUCGGAGUGCAUAUCUGGGAAGUGCGUGUGUAAGCCAGGCACAACGGGCCCCAUUGGCCAUUGUCUACCAAUACCAACAACACCACCACCUAUAUUGGUGACAAGUAAUACAACUACAGCAACCACAGCAACAACAACAACAACAACUGCUACUGCAGCACAAUUGACAGCAAUUGCGGCUACCACAGCUACAACAACAAAAACGGCAACAGCAACAACAAUUAGUCCGCUAUUGUCCAAUGUGCAGCAAUCACGCCCGGCUCAAUUGAAUGCAUGCCCCCCCGAAAAUUGCUUGAACGGUGGUACUUGUAGUGGAAAUGCUUCAAAUUUUACUUGUUUAUGUGCUAGUGGAUACACAGGUUACAAUUGCGAACUGGCCACCAACGAUGGCCCGACAAGCGUGCCAUUGACCGCUGGUGGUGCCGGCGUUGGGGGUGCCAACACUAUCGGCACAAUUGUCAACUGUCUUAAUGGCGGCAAAUGUCUGAAUGGCGGCACCUGUUCAAUGAAUGGCACACAUUGCUAUUGCCCCAGUGGAUUUUCAGGUGAUCGUUGUGAGAAGGCCGAACCCUGUACUGCGGUGAAUUGCCAAGAGCCAAUGGUGUGCCAGCUGAACAAGUGUGUUUGUCCGGAGAAUAAAAUCUGCACGCCGUGCUCGGCCCAACCUUGCCGCAAUGGUGGACUUUGUACCGAUCUGCCCAAUGGCGAGUACACAUGCAGCUGUCCGUCCGGCUGGACGGGUCGCACCUGCACCAAAGAUGUCGAUGAGUGUGUUUUGGAUCCGAAUAUAUGCGGUAAUGGUAUUUGCAAGAAUGAAGAGGGCUCAUACAAGUGCUAUUGCACACCAGGUUUUACGGGUAAACACUGUGACUCCGAUGUGGAUGAGUGUUUGAGUCAUCCCUGUCAGAAUGGUGCGACUUGCAACAAUAAGAUCAACGCAUACGAAUGUGUGUGCCAACCGGGUUACACGGGCAUCAAUUGCGAAGUCGACAUCAACGAAUGCGAUAGUAAUCCCUGCGCGAAAGGCUCCACAUGCAUCGACAUGAUCAACAAUUUCACCUGUUCCUGUAUACCCGGCAUGACGGGUCGUUUUUGCGAGAACGAUAUCGAUGAUUGCAUUUCGGCGCCAUGCCAACACGGCGGACAUUGCAUAGAUGAACUGGGUGGCUUCCGUUGUGAUUGUGCCAACACUGGCUAUGAGGGACAACUCUGCGAACUGAAUAUCGAUGAAUGUGAAUCGUAUCCAUGUUUAAAUGGCGCUGCUUGCAUAGACGAUAUAAACGAUUACCGAUGCAAAUGUUAUGCAGGCUAUACGGGCAAGAAUUGUGAAACUGAUAUUAAUGAAUGCGAAAGUAAUCCAUGUUUGUAUAACGGCAAUUGCUUGGAACGUUCCAAUAUAACAUUAUAUACCUUGAGUCAAACAAUGGAGCUGCCGGAGUUCUUUAGUCGACCGUUCUCCUAUCAGAAUGCCAGUGGAUAUGAAUGCGUUUGUGUGCCGGGUAUUAUGGGCAAGAAUUGUGAGAUCAAUAUUAAUGAAUGCGAAACGAAUCCGUGUGGAAAGCAUGGCACCUGUAAUGAUGGCAUCGGUACAUAUACCUGCGAAUGCGAUCCGGGUUUCGAGGGACGGCAUUGCGAUGUAAACAUCGACGAGUGCGACAGGUAUCAACCCUGUGGCACACAUGGCACCUGUUUCGACGAGAUCAACGACUACACUUGCGACUGCGAUGCCAAUUAUGGCGGUAAGAACUGUUCCGUACCCUUGAUAGGUUGCUUGAGUGCUCCUUGCCAGAAUGGAGGCUACUGCAAACCGUAUUUGGUGAAUGAAACCGAACAUCUAUUCAACUGCACCUGUCAACAUGGUUUCCAGGGGAACAUUUGUGAAAAGACCACAACUAUUUCUAUGGUUGUGAGCAGUCUGAUAACGGUGAAGACCCAACGUGAAGAAGGUUAUGAUAUCAAUUUACAGUUCAAAACCACACUACCCAAUGGUGUACUCGCUUUUGGCACUUCGAUUGGUCACAACGAACCCGUUAGCUAUAUAUUAGAAUUGAUUAAUGGUCGCCUGAAUUUACACUCUUCACUGCUCAACAAAUGGGAGGGUGUGUUCAUCGGUUCCAAAUUAAAUGAUAGUAAUUGGCAUAAAGUAUUUGUGGCUAUCAAUACUUCGCAUUUGGUACUCUCUGCCAACGAUGAGCAGGCCAUCUUUCCCGUGGGCUCAUAUGAGACAGCAAAUGGUAGUCAACCUUCAUUUCCGCUCACCUAUUUGGGUGGUACAAUACCCAAUUUGAAAUCUUAUUUACGUCAUCUGCCUCAUCGACCGUCGAGUUUCGUGGGCUGCAUGCAAGAUAUUGUCGUCAAUGGCAAGUGGAUUUUCCCCGACGAACAAGGCACCGAAAAGGAUACAAAGUUAACGAACAUACAGGCCGGUUGUCCACGCAGCGAGCAAUGUGUACCAAAUCCCUGUCAUUCGAAUGGCGCUUGCACGGAUCUGUGGCAUACAUUCUCGUGUACAUGCCAACGUCCGCAUUUCGGGCACACCUGUAAAUACAAUAUAACCGCCGCCACAUUUGGUCAUGAGAAUACCACACAUUCUGCUGUUGUUGUGGAAACAAACGAUGCUGCUCGUCGCGCCAUUCGUUCCAUAUUAGAUAUCUCCAUGUUUAUACGCACACGUGAGCCAACUGGGCAAGUGUUCUAUUUGGGCAGUGAUCCGAAGAAGCCGAGUGUUAAGACUGACAUCGGCGAAUCCUAUGUAGCUGCCGAGCUGCAUGGCGGCGAACUGUUGGUCAAAAUGCAAUUUAAUGGCACGCCAGAAGCCUACACAGUUGGCGGCAAUAAACUCGACAAUGGCUACAAUCAUCUCAUCGAAGUGGUGCGCAAUCAGACGCUCGUCCAGGUCAAGCUCAAUGGCACUGAAUACUUCCGUAAAACACUCUCCUCCACGGGUUUGCUCGAUGCACAGGUGCUCUAUCUCGGUGGGCCACCAGUUGGCGAGCAAACUCAAGCGCCAACAACAACUGGCACAGAUACGGCGCUGGUAACGCCUGAGGAGAAUACACCAACCAAUGAAAUUGAUGAAAAGGACUAUUUUAAAGGUAUCAUACAGGAUGUGAAAGUAAGCAAUGGCUCGCAUACUAUGAUCGUAGAGCUAUAUCCAUUGAAUGAAGAUGACUUACUGCUGCCGCCACCCUUCGGUGUAGUCACUAUCGAUCGCACUUCGGUGCUGAAAGGUGAGGUUACUGACGAUUUGUGUCGCAAGAAUCCCUGUAAACACAAUGCCGAUUGUCGCAAUACAUGGAAUGAUUAUGUGUGUACUUGUCCGAAUGGUUAUAAGGGAAAGAAUUGUCAAGAGAUCGAGUUUUGUCAGUUAGUCACUUGUCCAGGCAACAGUAAAUGUCAGAACCUUGACGAUGGCUAUGAAUGUUUGACGAACAUCACUUUCAAAGGCAACGAGAAGAACCCACUGGCAUUCACUUACUUCGUAGAGCAACCGCCGGAGGAGCCGAAAAUGUUGGUGAAACCGGUAAUUGAGAUUGCAUACCGAACACGCGCGGGUGGCACAUUAUUCUACAUAGAGAAUGGUGAGAGCUUCUUUGAAAUUGGUGUGAAUCAAGGACAAGUUACGGUCACUUGGCGACUGAGUCAAGAGCCAUUCGGCGACACCAAGCGCUUCACCAAGGAUACAUCUGAUCCCAGCUAUAUGGAGAUGAUGAAUGAGCCAGGCUGGAACCGCAUAUAUUUACGCGCACAAAGUGGUAAACUUGAGGGCGGCUGGAAGGGUUGGGAGAGUAUGGUAGAUCCUUCGCCGGCCUUCUCUGCUGACAUUGAUCAACUUGCCUUCCAAGAGCUACUCUCAAGCGAUACACCAGUCUACCUCGGCGGCAUGCCCACUGAUAGCCGGCAGGCGCGUGGCAGCAGCUCAGCACAGCAGGGCUCACAGUUCAAGGGUUGUUUGGGUGAGGCGCGCGUUGGCGACCUAUUGUUGCCAUAUUUCUCCAAUGCUGAAAUGUAUCCGCACACUGAGAACGUAUCCGUGCAGCCACAGUCACAAUUCCGACUCAACUCAACCAAACCGGAUGAGGGUUGUGUGCUCUGCUUCAAUACGGACUGUAAGAAUGGUGGCUAUUGUAGUUCACCAUCAGAGCAGUACGCCUGCAAGUGUCUAGCUGGCUAUGAGGGGGACGAUUGCUCGAUUGAUAUUGAUGAAUGUUUGGGGGCAACUUGUAAAAAUAAUGCCACUUGUAUUGAUAAGGUGGCAGACUUCCAGUGUCGCUGCUUGCCGGGCUAUGAUGGACGCUUCUGUGAGCACAACAUUGACGAGUGUGCCUCGCAGCCAUGUCAUAAUGGUGGCACUUGCACGGAUCUAAUUGCGGCCUUCCACUGUGACUGUACAGAGGACUAUGCGGGCGUACAGUGUGAUUUGUUGAAACAGGUGACCUGUGAGAAUUUACCAUGCCGCAAUGGAUCGACGUGCGAGGAUGGAUUGAAUGUCAACACCAGCAACAAUUUCACCUGCCUUUGUAUGGCCGGUUUCGAAGGUCCCUAUUGUGAUGUGCCCUUCUGUGAGACGACACCAUGUCAAAAUGGCGGUCUUUGCAUUCUAUCGGAUCCAUUCACCCCACUGUGUCAGUGCAGUCUAGGCUACACCGGCCGCUUUUGUGAGAUGGACAUCAAUGAGUGUGAUCCUAAUCCCUGCCUCAACAAUGGCGAAUGUCACGAUCUGAUCGGUAGUUAUCAAUGCAACUGCACCAAUACCGGCUUCGAGGGCAAUAACUGCGACAUCGAUAUCGAUGAGUGCGCAUCGGGUAUUGAGUAUUGUGGCGGUUUGGGACGUUGUAUCAAUUUACUAGGCUCAUUCAAGUGCAUCUGUCAGGACAACUUCUGUGGCGUCUACUGCAACUUAACCGAUCCGUGCAAGAACGGGCGAUCACCGUGCAUGAAUGGCGGCACUUGUGAGGAGGCAUGCGGCGAUGAGGUGGACUACUCAUGCAAUUGCACGGCCGGUUAUGAGGGCAAGGACUGUGCCCUAGUGAUGGCCGCCAAGGAUGAGGGUCCCUCCACCGCCGACAUUGCCAUCAUUGUGAUACCUGUGGUAGUGGUGCUAUUGCUCAUUGGUGCUGCGCUGCUGGGCACCUUCUUGGUAAUGGCACGCAAUAAGCGUGCGACGCGCGGCACCUACAGUCCCAGCGCGCAAGAAUACUGCAAUCCGCGACUGGAGAUGGAUAAUGUGCUAAAACCGCCGCCAGAGGAGAGGCUUAUUUAGUCGCAGUAACCGAUCGACUAUGCGAAUGUGAAUAAGUGAAGCAAGAUAUUUUGCUACAUUUUUAACUAGUUAAUGUUGACUUGACACGAACGAGAACAAAAAAUGAAAAAUAAGGGAAAAAACACAGUUUUCUUGUUAUGGACUUAAAUGUCUUUAUCCGCCCAUUAAUUGUAGUUAUAGUCAAUAGUUAAGUGUGUAAGUUAAGCAUUCUGAAAUGGGGCUCAUGAAGAAAGUGUAGAUGGAAAUUCGCGCUUACGAUUUUUUCAACUACGCGCGCGAGUUUUAAAAAUAAAACUCGCGAAAUAAAAAAAUAAAACUCGCGAAUCGAAAAACAUUUAACUCUUGGGCGUAUUGAGAAUAUAUUGUACUUUCUCAUAAAAAACCACUAAGAAACUCUUAAGAAGUAGUCCAAAAUAAAAAUAUGUCUUAUAAAGAAUAAUUCAAAAUUACAAGAAACAGCCAGUUUUGUGAAACACAAGCGAAUACUUAGAAUUUUUGUAAUAAUUAGGAAACGGCGAACUUUAGUUAUUAGGUUUAAAUGGAACAGCAUUACAUAUUUAUAUAAAUAUGUAGGAAGUGAAGUAUGUUAUACUCAACGAUGUACGUACACACUUAUGUGCUCAGUUUAAGCUCAGCAUAGGUAUUUAACUACAGUGAAACCUUGAUAUAACUAUGAAAAAUUCUUUAUAAAUUUACACACCGUUUGCUUUUUGCCUUAAAAGGGUCUGGUUGUUUAGAAGUUUUUCAAUCGCUAAAGCUCUAUAUAUUAUAUAUAAAGAAAAAAUUUUAAGCAUGAAAGUGGCAUUGAAAUGUUGAUUCUAAAAUCUUUAUUUAUUAAAUUGAUAAUAAAUUUUAAGCAAACUCUAAUAUCCCAUUGUCAAACCCUAAAAUUCCCAAAAAUAGCUAAAUGGUCACUCAAUGGCCUCUAAUUAACUAAUCCGUACCACAAAUACCACAACUUAUUUUUCAGAACACUGCUUUAACUGUACUUUGAAAUCGCUAAUAGAUUUGUUACUGGAGAAUGUAAUUUCUUCAAUGCAUUAAUCAAAGAUUUUAUUUAUGUUCAAUUAUCAAAAAUGUGAAGACGACAUGGGAAAAUGUUUCCAAAACUAAUACGAGGGGUGCCUUUUAUAUGUCGGGAUUAGAGAACAAAAACAAAUUUUAAUCAUCGAAAAUCACUAUUGUUUUUCAAAAUAUUUUCCAUGAAGAUGUAUACACUUUUGCAUGCGUUUGAACCAAUUGUCGAAGCACUUUUGCCACUCUGAAUGAGGUACCUCCAAAACAUCCAUUCUGAAUUCAGGUGUCGAAAAACGUAGACCUCUCAGUUUGUUUUUACGUACGGGAAUAAAAAGAAGUCAUUCGGUGCCAAGUCUGGACUAUACGGUGGAUGACCCAUUAAUUCGAUCUCUUUGGUGCUCAAAAAUGCAGUUGUUUGAGCCGAUGUGUGAGCGCUCGCAUUGUCCUGGUGAAGAGUGAUUCGUCUUUGGCGAUUGGUUUUCCUAAUUUCUUGGAAGACAAAAGGCAAACAAAUGGUUGUGUACCACUCAGAAUUUACUGUUCUGCGUUGUUCUAGUGGUACGGUUGCGACAUGUCCAGUUUUUCCGAAAAAACAGGCGACCAUUUGCUUGGAAGUGCUUCGUGCGCGAACAUCUUUUGUUGGAUUUGGCUCAUCUUGAAACACCCAUACAGUCGACUGCUGUUUACUUUCGGGCUCAUACGCGUAAAUCCAUGAUUCAUCACCUGUCACGAUGUCAAAGACGUGUUUCGAAGCCCCGCGAUCGUAUUUUUUGAGCAUUUCCUUCGACCAAUCGACAUGAGCUUUUUUUUGAGCGAAUGACAAAUUGAGUGGGAUCCACCGCGAACAAAUUUGUUUGACAGUCAAAUGUUUAUGCAAUAUUGAAUGUGUGCUGGUCCCACUAAUGCCUAAGAUUGUCUCAAUCUCACGAUAGGUCACAUGACGAUCUUGCAAUAUCAGUUCGCGCACAGCAUCAAUGGUUUUCGGAACAACAACUGAUUUUGGACGACCUUCACGAAAUUCCUCUUGGAGUGAACUACGACCACGAUUGAAUUCAUCAUACCAUCGAUAAUCCACGUCGAAAGUUGUAAAAAAUAGUCGCACGAAAAUGUUCACGAUUUAAUUCCAUUUUUGGACCGAGAUGAAUCUUUUAAGUUACUGUAAACAACACAAAUAGCGGUGGUAUUUCAAAACUUUCUGAGUACGUAAAAGCAAAAGAAUGUUAAACUUUGUGAUACAGAUGUCAGUUGCCAGAUUGCAAAACCAGGGUUGCCAAAUCCCGACAUAUAAAAGGCACCCCUCGUACAUAUCUAAAGUCUUCCUCUUCUCCUUCUUCUUCUUGAUUGGCACGAUAAGCGCUUUAGCGAGUUUAAUAAAGCACAGCAGUAGUUUCUUUCUCAUGCUACACGGCGCCAGUGGGACACACCAAAUGAAGCCAAGUGCUUAUCCACUUGAUCUUUCCAACGCAGAGGAGGUCUACCUACCUCUUCCUCUGCUACCACCAGCUGGUACUGCAUCAAAUACUUUCAGAGCCGGAACGUUUGUAUCCAUUCGGACGACAUGACCCAGGCAACGAAGCCGCUGGAUCCUUAUUCGCU